Messenger RNA from Diaporthe amygdali, 2130 nucleotides. RefSeq lists its product as uncharacterized. The transcript has 5 exons. Gene Ontology annotation, molecular function: ubiquitin protein ligase activity. The coding region runs from base 1 to 2130 and encodes 709 amino acids. The record is from RefSeq and is a predicted model, not a curated record. Gene Ontology annotation, cellular component: HULC complex; nucleus. NCBI's taxonomy places the organism in Eukaryota, Fungi, Ascomycota, Sordariomycetes, Diaporthales, Diaporthaceae.
AUGGAGGACAGGAAGAGACCUGCCAUCAGCACUGCCGAUGACCUUGCUCCUCCCAGCAAACGCCAUCAGGUCAAUGGCAGCAGCAAGUCUCGUGAUGACGCCCUCGACAUGAAGGACGAGGCUUGGAUUGAGGCAUUUCAAAAAGAUGCAAUAUAUCGCCAGAUGCUCGAGUACAAGAGAGAGAAAACACAACUAGAGGCCCGUCUCGAGGAGCUUGGGAAGCAGUAUGAAUACUAUGACGCACAUUUGAGAACCAUCGAUGCGUGGUGGCUUCAGCUGUUGCAAGAGGUUGAGCUGGUCGCCGAAGGCACAUUUACGGACAAAUUCGAAACUCACGAUUUGUCACCGUCGAUCGGAUUGGGCUCCCAAGAUGGCCAGCUUUUCCAGAAACACCUGGCUGAGAACGGCAAGGCAAUCAAGUCAAUACUCGAAACUCUUUUCAAUCGGCUGGCCACACAUCGGGGCGACGUUAAGCCCGAGAUUGCUGAAAUGGAGUCCAAGAUCAAGUCUCUUUUGGCCGAGCAGAAGGAGUACAAGGUGCAGUUGGAAAGCCUCGCCCAUAAGAAGGAAGAGCUUUCAGCAAACCUUGAUGCGGCCAUGCUGCGCGUUGUCAAAGCCGAGAAGAAAUUAGAUCGCGCCAAGAGUGCACAAGUUCAGAAGCUGGAGCAGCAGGCUCUUGCUUCUUCGACAAGUCGGAGCGCCCCCGCCGCGGCAGAAAACGGCGACGACAAUGGUGACAGCAACGGUCAUGACGAAAACUUGCACAUGAAAUACCAGGAGGCUGUCGCUGCGUUGGCUAAGCAAAAGGAGCAGUUGGAAUCAGCAAUUUCCGAGAUCAAGGCCCUGAAGGAUGAGAACUCAACAUUGAAAAUUAAACGCGAGAGCGUUACGGAUGAAGAGUUCGUGCGAACGGACGUCUUCAAAGCUUUCAAAUCUCAGAACGAGGAUCUCAUCAAACGAGUCAACGAUCUGGAGGCCACCAACAAGCAGCUUCGCCUUGAGGCUGAGAAAUUGCAGGCUGAAAGGACGUCUUUCCGAAGUCAGCUAGAACGCGAGGCACAGAACGUUACGGCAGAUCUUGAGGAGCAGAUUCAGAUCAGGGAAACAGAUCUCACUCGUGUUCGAUCGCAGAGAGACGAACUUCUGGCUGACAAGGGCAUCCGUCAGGCCCAGCAGGAGCAGGAACGAACAUCCCUAGAGAAUAUCAAGGAAUUAGUUGGCGCCAAGGAGGACCGGAUUGCAGCACUGGAAAUGGAGCUUGAACGACUUCGCCCGAGCUCGGAUGCGCCCGCGUCCGAUACUCGCCCCGACCUCGAUUCGAUCACCGCGGAGGAGCUGCGAGAGAGAUUUUUGAAGUUGGAGAAGGAUUUCCAGUCGAUCAAUCAGGAACUGCCAUCUAUGGAGAAGGCAUACAAGCGUUCCAUGGGCAUUUCCAAAAAGAAGGUCAUGGACCAGCAUUUGGUGGAGGAGCGGAUGGCGGUUCUCAUACAGGAGAAGAGCAAGGCCGAUCAAAAAUAUUUUGCGGCUCGCAAAGAUGCGGAUAUACGCAACAACGAGAUCAGGACCCUUCGGCAGCAGAACGGCAAGAGCUCCGAAAUCAUUGCGGCACUCAAGGAACACGAUACACAGGCGCGCACACUGAUCAGCAAUCUGGAGAAGCAACUCACGGAUCUGAAGCAGUCUAAUGUGGCCAUUCUUGAGGAGAGUCGUGGUCUCAAGAUUUCGAGCGCCGAUGCCAUCCGACGGUCCGACAGCGUUAAGUCGCAAAUCACAGAGCUACAGAAUUUGGUCAAAGCCAAGGAUGUGGUGGCAGUCGCGGAGAAAGAAAAGGCGAACAGCCACGAGACCGAGGCUGAGAGGCUCAAGGUGCGACUGGAGCAUGCUGAGAAGGACCUAGAGACAUGGAAAAAGAAGGCCUUCGGCAAGUCCUCGAGCGAGCUUAACGAUCUCAGACAAAUUGCUCUAUGUUCAAUCUGCCAACUGAACCCCAAGAACUCCAUGCUCAGGACCUGCAACCACAUCUUCUGCAAAGAAUGUGCGGAGGCACGUCUCACUAAUCGGAUGAGAAAAUGCCCGAACUGCAGCAAGCCAUAUGACCGGCCAGAUAUCGUGCCUAUCUACCUGACCUGA